AUGGUGGUGGUGCUUCUUUAUGUGGAUGAUAUAAUCUUGACGGGCAGUAACUAUGAUGAGGUUGCUCGUCUACAAGAUGAGCUAUCGCUUCGCUUUGAGAUGAAGAAGCAUGGUGAACUUGGAACUUUACUUGGUUUACAAAUCGAAAAUUUCGAUAAAGGUUUAUUUGUAUCGCAGAUCAACUACGCAAAGAAGUUGGUAGAAAAAUUUGGUAUGACUGAUGGAAAAAAGAGCUAUACUCCUCUCAACGAGCCAAGGAAACCACACCUCGAAGAAGCGAAGAAAAUUUUGAAGUAUAUUAAUACAUCAUUAGAUAUUGGUCUACUAUAUGAGAAAUAUGCGAAAAUUGUCUUGCAAGGAUAUGUAGAUGCUGACUUUGCUGGAGAUCGAUAUGAUCGAAGGUCCACAUAUGGGUUUGUUUUUCUUUGUGGAAACACUAGAAUAUCUUGGAGUAGUAGGAAACAAGGAUCGGUAUCAUUGUCUACAAUAGAAGCGGAAUACAAAGCAUCAACUCACGCAGCACAAGAGUGCAUAUGGCUUCGUAGACUCUAG
Molecule: messenger RNA, 552 nt
Organism: Impatiens glandulifera
Lineage: Eukaryota; Viridiplantae; Streptophyta; Magnoliopsida; Ericales; Balsaminaceae
Exons: 2
Coding region: 1-552 (183 amino acids)
Source: RefSeq, a predicted model, not a curated record